AUGGACUCCUUCGCCGCCGCAAAGCGACCCCUCCCCCAGCUCCCGAAGCAACCCCCGCCGGAGAAGAAAUCCGCCGCCGUCCGCCGCUCCCGGAAGGGCUGCAUGCGCGGCAAGGGCGGCCCCGAGAACGCCCUCUGCACCUACCGCGGCGUCCGGCAGCGCACGUGGGGCAAAUGGGUGGCCGAGAUCCGCGAGCCCAACCGCGGCGCCCGCGUCUGGCUCGGCACCUUCAACACCUCCCUCGAGGCCGCCCACGCCUACGACGACGCCGCCAGACGCCUCUACGGCGCCGCGGCCAAGCUCAACCUCCCCGCCACCGACUCCGGCGACCGGCCGGCGAAGAUUUCGGCGGCGGGAUCUCCCUCCGGCGGCGACUCGGUGGUGCCGGAGUAUUACGAAGACUACUAUCGAAGCGAGAGUUCGGUGGUGGACGAGGCGCGGGGCAUGUGGGAUAUUCCAGUGGCGCCGACGCUGCUGGAUGAGAAGCUGCAGGGUGUGAACUGGCCGGAAUUUUCGCCGGAGAGUUUUAGUACAUAUGAUUUUAUGGGGGAUUCUCGAGUUCCAUGGACUUUCUAG
Molecule: messenger RNA, 576 nt
Organism: Salvia splendens (bonfire salvia)
Lineage: Eukaryota; Viridiplantae; Streptophyta; Magnoliopsida; Lamiales; Lamiaceae
Product: dehydration-responsive element-binding protein 2D
Exons: 1
Coding region: 1-576 (191 amino acids)
Biological process (GO): response to stress; positive regulation of DNA-templated transcription
Cellular component (GO): nucleus
Molecular function (GO): DNA-binding transcription factor activity; transcription cis-regulatory region binding
Source: RefSeq, a predicted model, not a curated record